GGCCGAGAUCCGUGACAGAGUUUUGCCUUCAGUGAGGCGGGUGGCCGUCGAAAGCGUAGCUUUUGAGAAACCAAAAAGAGGAUGGGGAAUGGGAUUGCAGGCACGUAGUAAAGUGCCGUUGCACAAGAGUUGCAAGCGCAGCAGUCGUGUGUCGACUGCGGUGGACUUCCUCUCCUCUUCACGCGGUCGCCUCUUAGGAGAAGUCGAAGGAUGGACGAAAGAUUGCUCUUUGCGUGGUGCUUGACUUUGCGAUCGUUUCCCCGGAAAGCGCCUUCCCCUCCUUCUGUCUCGCCUCUUCCAACGCAAGCGGAGGUUGGAUGGAUGUUACACGGAUGUACAGUCCCCACUGUUGCGGGUGCCUGGCCCCUAGAGAAAUGUCGUCGCUCUCCACGUCCUCUAUUCGGCCAAUCCUUCUUGGCCUUCGCCCUUCCUGCCUGUCCUUCUUUCUCCUUUCCCUCGACCAAGGGAGACCCUAAUAGGAGGAUCGAGACAACGAGCACCGCCAGCAGCCACAGGUUCUCUUCAGAAGAAGAACGUUCUGGUGGAGACUGCACAAUGGCUCGCGACCCGAGCUUUCCUGCUCACACUGUCGUGUCAACAAUCCGCGACACUGCAGCUGGGGUGAGACUGUCUUGGCGGCGGGCCAAAGGCUCCUUCUCGCUGCUGUGUGCUGGGGCCGAGACUACGACGUGGAUUGCCGCUUCCUGCAACGACGGCAAGCACGAGUGAGGGUGAGAGGAGUGCAAUGAUCCAUGUCCCGAGGUGAGGAUGGGAGGGAUGAACG
Messenger RNA from Tilletiaria anomala UBC 951, 784 nucleotides. RefSeq lists its product as uncharacterized. The transcript has a single exon. Bases 211 to 729 code for a protein of 172 amino acids. NCBI's taxonomy places the organism in Eukaryota, Fungi, Basidiomycota, Exobasidiomycetes, Georgefischeriales, Tilletiariaceae. The record is from RefSeq and is a predicted model, not a curated record.